ACACCCCACUUGGUGGACAUCUACCUCUUUUUGAAUUUUAGCCAGCUGGUCAACAUGUUGCUUCGGACUCCUGCUUUGCUCCUCCUCUGUGUGUCCAUGGGCAUGAGUGCCACUUUGGGUUACUACCAAACUGAAGCCACUGAAGAGGGGGAAGCUGCUGCUUUAAACACCCAAGCUGCUCCUCUAGAUUCUGCUUUGAGUGAUAAAAUAUCAGCAUAUGAUCAGGGAGCUGACCUACCUGAAGUGGACCAAGCCAAAGGGUCAGACACAGACAGGGAUACUCCUGAUGGAGACUCUGCUACUAUUGAAGCUCUUGAAAAGAAAGCUGUUGCCAAGGAGCAGCUUCCAUCUGAAGAGGAGGCUAAUGAGAUCCGGCCCGUCCAGACAAACAAGGCUUUAAAUAAACCCCUGGAACAAGAUGAUGCAAGCAGCUGGAGCCUCAACUCCAUAAGAGAUAGCUUCCAAACUGUGCACGGAUACUUUGACUCCCUGGUUGAGCUGGUCGGGGGACACAAUGGUGUCUGUGAAUACCGCUGUAGAUAUGGAGAACUGCCACUUCCUCGGCCUGGCUACAAGCACCAAGAACCCAAUGGCUGCAGCUCUUCGCUGGUGGGAUUGCAGGUGAAUGCUGCUCUUGAUGUGGGAAUCCCUGCAAUGACAAAGUGCUGUAACCAGCUGGAUAUGUGCUACGACACCUGCGGUGUGAACAAGUACGACUGUGAUGCCAAGUUUCGCUCAUGCCUUCAUGGCUUCUGCUCUGACCUGAAGAAGAGUCUGGGCUUUGUUUCCAAAGUACAAGCUUGUGAAUCUAUGGCAGAUGCCCUCUACAACACAGUGUGGACUCUGGGCUGCAGGCCUUACAUGAACAGCCAGAGGGCAUCAUGUGUCUGCGAGGGAGAGGAGAGGGAUGAACUGUGACAGACAGAACACUGUAUUUCUCAAAAAUAACAGAGUAAUGGAUGUUUCUGCAUAUUACCAUUCCUUUCAUAUGACCACUCAGGAAAUGUUCAGAGUAUCUGAAGUGGGAUUCGGUCAAAAGGCUUUAAGAAGUAAACUUUUGGUGACUUUACUAGACAUGAAUCCAGAUUAGUUGGUUCCAGAGACUGAAGCGUGCAUUUAGCCCAAAAAUAGCUGAGCCAAGACAGAAUCCCUCUCCUUUAUAUCAAACCCAGUCUCUAAAAUAGCCAAGUUAAUUACGCUAAGAUUAUUUGGACAAAAAAUGUAAGUUUUUGUUGAGUUUUAUUUAAGUAAACUGCAGCAAAGAUAUUAUUGACAGCAGUUCUUAUUCCUUUAAUGGAGAGGUGUCAUAGGGCAUUCAUUCUAAGUGCUACAGUAUGGAAUCCGGUACCAUUAGCAGAUUAUUGCAAACAGUUUCAACUAAAAAUGUUCAUACAUAUUGUAUUAGCAGAGAUUAACUGUUUAAACUUUCACAAGGAGCUGCUGUUAAAACUAUCAUAGUUAUUUAGGGUUAAUCUCUUUAUCAUCAACCAAGGAAAGAUCACUACAUGCAAAAAGCCCUAUGAAGUAGACUGGGGAAAAUGUUGUAAACAGUUCAUACUGUUAUAUCAAAAAAGGAAUCUUGACAUUCAAUAUAAACCAUUAGUUAAGGUAAUAUCAGAACACUGACAAAAGGCCAACUACAGACAGAUUCAAGCAGUAAUUUUCAUUCUUUAUUUUAGGUUUAAUCUGUUAAAUCUUGAUAGCUCAGCAAAUGGCAAGAAUCAGUUGUUACACCCCACAACCAUUCAAUCAUUAGGGGGGAAGAGUGCA
Messenger RNA from Cyprinodon variegatus (sheepshead minnow), 1770 nucleotides. Its product is annotated as group XIIB secretory phospholipase A2-like protein. The record is from RefSeq and is a predicted model, not a curated record. The transcript is spliced from 4 exons. Bases 55 to 918 code for a protein of 287 amino acids. Gene Ontology annotation, cellular component: extracellular region. NCBI's taxonomy places the organism in Eukaryota, Metazoa, Chordata, Actinopteri, Cyprinodontiformes, Cyprinodontidae. Gene Ontology annotation, biological process: cholesterol homeostasis; phospholipid metabolic process; arachidonate secretion. Gene Ontology annotation, molecular function: A2-type glycerophospholipase activity; calcium ion binding.